AUGCCCGGUUUACCUUUGAAAUUAAAUCGUGAUUCUACAACAACAACACCAGUCACAGCAAUGCCUGGGUCAACAUCACUACAAGAUAUACGAUCACAAAAAUAUUGGACCAAAGAGCAACGAUUAAUUAGUCUGCCAGAGAGUUUUAUAUCUAUUCGUGGUCCAUUGACAUCUGACGAUCGUGUAUUUGAACAUCCUGAAGUAACUGUAAAAGCGUCUCAACUCGAUGAUGAAUUACAGCGUCGUUUGCAACAACAACAAAGUCGAACGGGCUCUGUUCCAAAUCUUAUCGAACAUCCUGAUAUUCGUCAACCAUUACAAAUUCAACCCGUUCCAACGUCAACAUCAAAAAUAAUUCGAAAAAUGUCAGCCGAUGCCAACAACAAUCGACGAUCAACAUCACCACCUUCAUCUAACAUAUUUUCAACACAUCAGUCGGAAUUUAAUAAGAAGGAAGACGAGCAACCAAGUGUAUCGUUGGAUCAAAACUGGUUCAAACGACAACAACAGCAACAGGAACAACAAUUCACCACAAAUAGGAAUCGAGCUGACCCACUUGUCACUGAUAUUACAGAUAUUUUGGAGAAUUCAGAACACAAGAAAAAUGAUAUUAAUCCGUCCAUAACAAAUGGUGAUGAUAAACGUCAACAUCCAGUUCAAAUAAUUCGUGAAUAUUCUGAUACAUCAACAGUCUCAGACGAUGAACCUAAUCGAAAUAAAUCUAAAACGACAACGACCGCGAUUCGAAAAACGCCAACAAAUGGAAAAUCACCAUCGGAUGAUGAUUUUUGGUGA
Messenger RNA from Didymodactylos carnosus, 795 nucleotides. Lineage: Eukaryota; Metazoa; Rotifera; Eurotatoria; Philodinida; Philodinidae. The record is from the annotation of a GenBank genome assembly.